Molecule: messenger RNA, 1638 nt
Organism: Candidozyma auris
Lineage: Eukaryota; Fungi; Ascomycota; Pichiomycetes; Serinales; Metschnikowiaceae
Product: Zn(II)2Cys6 transcription factor
Exons: 2
Coding region: 1-1638 (545 amino acids)
Biological process (GO): positive regulation of transcription by RNA polymerase II
Cellular component (GO): nucleus
Molecular function (GO): DNA-binding transcription factor activity, RNA polymerase II-specific; transcription cis-regulatory region binding; zinc ion binding
Source: RefSeq, a predicted model, not a curated record
AUGGAGCAAAAAAAAUUGCCCUUGGCCAGUCAGCGCCAUCCCCGAACUGGCUACACCCUCAAGUUUUAUGGCACUCGCGCCCGAUCCACCCUAGGGUGCCUCUGCUGCCGCAGAAGAAAAAAAAAGUGCGAUGAAAAGUAUCCUACGUGCUCCGGUUGCGAGAAAAGAGACUUGAAGUGUGAGUGGCCGGAGAAGCCGAAGAAUGGAGUGAAGAAGACGAUUGCAAAAACCCAGUCACAGCCAGCGAAGCAGGAUCUUCAGAUGACUUUGACAUCGCCUAUUUCUCCAGACUCCUGUAUCGAUCCUCAGUUGCCGCUUGACCAUCUGAUCUCCUUAUCUUCUAAACUGUCACCAGAUCUCUUUGAGUUGUUCCAUCUACCGUAUGAUAAUAUGCUCUUCGGACGGGCUCUUCCCCAGCUUGACGAGACUGGGUUUGAGUAUCUUCUGCAUUACAGUGACGCAUUCUGCUCCUCUAUACCCAUAGGCACCGAUGCGCUGAACUAUUUCCUCAAGACGUUCAUGCACUUGGCCCAGUCGAGAGACUCCAUCCUCUAUGCCUUGUGUGCCUGGGGUGGGUUUUACUUGCAACUACGGGAUAAGCUGUCCAUAGAGUAUGCAAAGCCUUGGAAUUACAUGCAAAAGGCAGCCAAAUUGAUUUGUAAAGAAAUUGGCGACAACUUGACACCGCUGACCAACGAGGAUUUCUUCGUGUUAUUUGCAUUCUACUUAAUUUUCAUUGGCAUAGAAGUCACCACAGGUGAUGUGUGUCACUGGGGAGGGUUUAUGACCCAGUGCUCAAACUUGAUAAACUCGUUUGGCGGGUUGGCUGCUGUAUGCCAAAUGUUUCUGAAUAACAACGAUAUUAAAUGGCUUUUACACAACUUCCAGUUCCACGACUUGCUUUCACUGAACGCUCUACGCAAGGGUACAUUUAUUCCCAUUGAGGAAUAUAAGGACGUUUUGAAAGAGGACGUCGACUACGGUAUUGAUCCAUUGCAGGGAGCCUUGGGCAGAGUGUAUAACCUUUUUGGGGAAAUUGGUAACGCUCAGGUAAGACUCAGGCGGCAAUGGAAUGAACUUCAGGACGCCCUUCCAAUCAUCAAUGACGAAAGAUGCAUUGAAUACGAAGACGCUCGAAGAAAUUAUUUCGAAGAUGUUCGAGCGACGUUCAAGGAAUUUUCUGUAAAAAUCGAGACUUGUCAGCCCAGCGAACUACACUUAGAAAUUCUAGAGAGUAAUCCGUUUGAUUUAGCUCUUCAGACAAAGCUAUUCCAGCUCUACGUGCUCAUAUGUCAGAUCCAUCUUCACACUGGUGUGAUUCACCUGCCUCCAGCGCUGUUCCAGCAACAAGAUUUGCUUUUUCGGGCUUUAGAACUAAUUGAUGAGCUCAUAGAGACUCGAAUGGUGGUUCUGUUGUCACUACUGCUUUUGGUUUGUGGAAUUACUUGUUGCACAGAUUACGACAGGGAGAGGAUGAGGGAGAGGUUCAAAAAGGCCCAGUCGACUUAUUUCGUACAGAAUUUAACAAGAAUUGAAGAAACUGUCGAGGAAGCUUGGGUACGCAAUCCCGACGGCAGUGCCGUUGUGGACUGGGCUGCACUCGCGGAAGAGAAAGGAUGGAAUCUCUACGUUGGAUGA